Gorilla gorilla gorilla (western lowland gorilla) is the source of this 7770-nucleotide messenger RNA. It is a transcript of the gene ZNF70, whose product is annotated as zinc finger protein 70. Lineage: Eukaryota; Metazoa; Chordata; Mammalia; Primates; Hominidae. Gene Ontology annotation, molecular function: DNA-binding transcription factor activity, RNA polymerase II-specific. The transcript has 2 exons. The record is from RefSeq and is a predicted model, not a curated record. Gene Ontology annotation, biological process: regulation of transcription by RNA polymerase II. The coding region runs from base 804 to 2144 and encodes 446 amino acids. Gene Ontology annotation, cellular component: nucleus.
GCGCAGAUGCCCCGAGUGCCGGCGGCUCGAGGUCGGCCCGCCCGUCCGGACCUGUUUCCUCCUCUGCUCUCCUGCCAACGCCUGCCCAUCUCUGUUUCCCCCACGUCCAGCACGCGCUUCGGGGACGGCCAGAGCCACCAUGCCGACUGGAGAGACUCUCCUGAUUCGGGUCCCUGUGUCCCGGGACCCGGGCGGCUACGCGCGGCGACAACCGGCGCGGUGGGACCACCGAGACGCCGGGACCUCCGCGCGGCCUAGAGUGGUCCCGGAAGUGCCCGCGGGCCGGGGGCGGGGCUCUGGGUGCUCGGCGGCCGCGGGCUCCGCGUCAGCAGCUGCUGUGGAGCCAGGCAGCGUCGGCCGCGUCGGCCGCGGGUUGGAGCAGCUCAGGUGCGGCCCCGCCCCGCCCGCCUGCGGCCCCGCCCCGGCCCAGGUGAGCUGCCCCGCCCCGGCCCAGGUGAGUGGCCCCGCGUCCGCCGGUGUGACCCGAGUCCGCCUGACCACCUGUCCCUCCGGUGGCCCUGGGUGUGCGUGUCCCCAAUCGCGGGGAAGCCUGUAGGGGCGCCACGUCGCCCCCUGGGCAGCGUGUGCGGGUCCGUGGCCACUCUUGGGCCCCCAGCCAGGAAACCUUGAUUGCACUAAGAGUUUGCAGGGUGCCCAGGCCCUAGGGACUCUCUGGAGGAUGGGAUGACAGAUGCAGGAGGACCCGGAGAAGGCCCCGACAGAGAUUGUGAGAACAGUAAGUGUGGCCCAAAGAAGAACAUUUUUAAAGAAAUACAACCAUUGGGGAUGAUAGCAGAUUCACAAUGGAGGUUCCCCCAGCAACCAAGUUUGGUGAGACCUUUGCAUUUGAGAACAGGUUAGAGUCACAACAAGGACUUUUCCCAGGGGAGGACCUGGGGGACCCUUUUCUUCAGGAAAGAGGUUUGGAGCAAAUGGCUGUGAUCUACAAGGAGAUCCCUCUUGGUGAGCAGGACGAAGAACAUGAUGAUUACGAGGGGAAUUUCAGUUUGUGCUCAAGCCCUGUUCAGCAUCAAAGUAUCCCCCCAGGAACCAGACCCCAGGAUGAUGAGCUCUUCAGACAAACCUUCGUCCAGAAAUCCGACCUCAGCAUGUGUCAGAUAAUCCACAGUGAAGAGCCCAGUCCAUGUGAUUGUGCAGAAACAGACAGAGAGGACUCAGGACCUAACGCACCUCACAAAACCCCACAACCAGCCAAGCCCUACGCAUGUCGAGAGUGUGGGAAGGCCUUCAGCCAGAGCUCGCACCUGCUCCGACACCUGGUGAUCCACACUGGGGAGAAGCCCUAUGAGUGCUGUGAGUGCGGGAAGGCUUUCAGCCAGAGCUCCCACCUGCUCAGGCACCAGAUCAUCCACACCGGGGAGAAGCCCUACGAGUGCCGGGAGUGUGGGAAGGCCUUCCGCCAGAGCUCAGCCCUCACGCAACACCAAAAGAUCCACACCGGAAAGAGGCCCUACGAGUGCAGGGAAUGCGGGAAAGAUUUCAGCCGGAGCUCCAGCCUCAGAAAACACGAGAGAAUUCAUACAGGAGAGAGACCUUAUCAGUGUAAGGAAUGUGGGAAAUCCUUCAACCAGAGCUCAGGCCUGAGCCAGCAUCGGAAGAUCCACACCCUAAAGAAACCUCACGAGUGCGAUCUCUGUGGGAAAGCCUUUUGUCACAGGUCACACCUCAUCCGACACCAGCGGAUCCACACUGGGAAGAAACCAUACAAAUGCGAUGAGUGCGGGAAGGCCUUCAGCCAGAGCUCCAACCUCAUUGAGCACCGCAAGACCCACACCGGCGAGAAGCCCUACAAGUGCCAGAAGUGCGGGAAAGCCUUCAGCCAGAGCUCCUCCCUCAUUGAGCACCAGCGCAUCCACACCGGUGAGAAGCCCUACGAGUGCUGUCAGUGUGGCAAGGCCUUUUGCCACAGCUCUGCGCUGAUCCAGCACCAGAGAAUCCACACCGGCAAGAAGCCCUACACCUGCGAGUGUGGCAAAGCCUUCCGGCACCGGUCAGCCCUCAUCGAGCACUAUAAAACCCACACCAGAGAGAAGCCCUACGUGUGCAAUCUGUGCGGCAAGUCCUUCCGGGGGAGCUCGCACCUGAUUCGCCAUCAGAAGAUUCAUUCUGGGGAGAAGCUAUAGAAAGAGGAGCCCACACAAAGCUUGAAAGCCUGUGCCAGAUGGAGCCCUUAUUCCACGUCGCGUGGUCUCCAAGACCCCACCUACCUCCCUGAUGCUGAAUGGAAACCUUCCCACCUAAGCGCUCUUGAACAUCCCACUAGCGGGAAGGCCCCGCGUGGCCCCGGGCCAGGCAUGCCAGCUCUCAGCAGGUUUUCUGCGUGGAAGGGAAAGUGGGGUGAUAGGGAGGGCAGCCGGAAAAGACAGCUGGCCUUCAGUUUCUCCUUCUUGCAUUUGACUCCCAAGCCUACAGGAUUUCAUUUUGCCCUAUCUUCACAUUUCCCAGAAUCUAGAAGAAUAAAUGCCAAGAGGGAGAAAGUUGAAUUAAACCCAGGAAAAUAUCAGAUGAACUCUUUAAAACAGGCCGCAGUCUGGCACUUUUAGAAGACAGAAACCACACUCACAGUCCAAAGCAGUAGAAGAAAAAUGAAUUCAAAAGUAGAUGUGUCAGCAGCAAAGUAGAAUUUUCUCACUGGGUUGGGCAUUGGUGGUGACAACCAAAACAGGUCUGCAGAGCAAAGGCAGGUCUGGAGGGUGGGUCUUGAGAUUGGGGGUGAGGGUGGUGAGCCCCUGGGCGUGGCCUCUUAACCCUCUCCUUAGCCCUAGGGCAGUUUCCCUCAGACAGCUCUGUUACAGGAGGAUAGAGAUUUGAUCCUGUUGGCCAGAGGAUGUUUGACACCCAGCGGUGACUCAGCCUGGACACCAGACAUGAUUGCCCUCCAGGAAUAACCCCUCCCUGAGACAUAGUGUCCCCAAGACCACAGUGUGCCUUGGACAUCAGCAGGGCCUGGGUCUGGUCUGGUCUGGCAAUGAUGCAGCCCUCCUGCCCCAGUGUCAGGGGACCUGGGAAGCUGGGUGGCUUGUUGGAGGAGGCUGUGUUCUAAUCAGAAGGUCUGGGUUCAAGUCCUAGUUCCACCCCCUCCUACCUGCUUGAGCUUGAACAAGUCCUGUAACUUCCCCAGGCUCCAUUUCCCCAUCCAAGAGUUGGGGUAAUGGGAACUGGCCACAUGCCUCUAAGGGUUGGUGCCAGGCUGUCAUUCAAAACACAGCCACUGUGAAAGUGCUUUGGCAACUGUGAGCAGUCAUGGUGACUGAGGACAGAGACCCAGAGUGACCCCUGCCCCACCCCUGUGCAUUUCCACGGACUGGAGAGAUGUUCCCGUCUGGUUUCUGAGCAGUGGGACCUCUCAUUGAACAGGGCUUUCUCUCCCUCCGCCCCUUGCAGCCUGGGCUGUGUAUGCCUGCGGAUGCAGUGUCCCACACAAGGACACUUCCUCUUGGAUGCCAUCCUGAGCCUCCUGUAGCAGCAGUGUCAUUCUGCACUUCCACAUUCUGUCUGUCUUCCCUGCCUGCCAACUAGGAGUUCACGUGGGGCUUGUUUAAACAGUACCAUUGCUUGUGUCCCACCUGGACCAGUUCAGUCAGCCCCAUUGGUGGCAUGUUUUAAAGCUCCCCAGGUGAUUAUAACUUCCUAGUGUGCAGCCAGGCUGUGGGCCCUGUGCUGGGCUUUUUUUUUGAGAUGGAGUGUUGCCCUGUUGCCAGGCUGGAAUGCAGUGGCGUGAUCUUGGCUCACUGCAAGCUCUGCCUCCUGGGUUCAAGCGAUUCCCCUGCCUCAGCCUCCUGAGUAGCUGGGACUACAGGUGCGUGCCACCAUGCCUGGCUAAUUUUUUGUAUUUUUAGUACAGACGGGGUUUCACCAUGUUGGCCAGGAUGGUCUCGAUCUCUUGACCUCGUGAUCUGCCCGCCUUGGCCUCCCAAAGUGCGGGGAUUACAGGCAUGAGCCUCCACACCUGGCCCAUGCUGGGUUUUUGUGCAUCCCUUGACAGCUUCCAAUGUCAGCCUGCUGGCUUUGGCUGAGCAGAGCUUGAAGGCCAUUCUGUCUCAGUGCCCUCACUCCCUGCUCCCCGCACCCGGAGCCUCAGGGAUGGGCUCAGGCUUAUGGUCAGCUGGGCGCUUGGAAAGUGUUUGGCUGGGGCCUCGGGGAUCUCUUUAGUCCUGGCUUCCCUUGGGCUCCUCAGAGCUAGUGGGGAAGGAGGCAGUCUAGGCUGUUUUGAAGUUUCCUAAACAUUUAUGGCUGGGCUAACAUGAACUCAUGGUAACACUGGGUAUUUCAGCUGAUCAGAAGCUCAGCAUGGCCAUUAUGCCUAGUUUUGAUGAAUAAACAUGGGAAAGCCAUAACUGUUACUAAGUGGGUCUUGAUAGGCCAGAGAUUUCCAAAUGACAGAUAUGAUGGGCUGGAGAGGUCAUGGUGGGAGUUCCAGCCAUGCCUCUGUCCAGCCCCUGUCUUUGCUACGUAUGUGAAACAUUUAACAUUUAACCAGCACUCCAUUGUCCACCAGAACCCUCUGUGCAACCAGUUGGACUGACUGGGUGGUGCCCUGGGCAUUGCCUGCAAGUGGCCUGUCAUUUCAGGCCUGUCUCUAUCAAGAGUGAAGAGAGAAUGCUAGGAUGCAGUGGGGACAGCAGGCGGCAUCAAGCAGGGGUCCCUGAAAGAUCUACCUCCUCUUUACACCUGCCCCUCUUCCCUACCAUUAUCAUCUGGCAAAUGUCUGUUACCUAUCUUUGGUCUCUCCCUCCCCAUCCUUCCUGCACACUCCAGCCAAAUUGAUUUUUAAAGCAUCAUUUUGCACAAGUCACCACUCUCCUUAAAACCAACUUUCAGGAGCUUUUCUGCACGUAAACCCUCGUUUCAGCCAACCUGGUUUACCCACUCUGAGCAAGCCACAUGGAGAUCAGGCCGCCCCUGCUCACUCCAGCAUCACUCCCAGCUCAUAAUUCUGUGCUGUUCUUGCAUUUUGAAAUGUGCACUUUCUCCUCCCCUCCCUCCCUCUCUCUUUCUAAUUUUUGUGUAACGUGGAGAUGAAGAUCCCCCCUCUCUUCCAAGGGUUAACAGAUAAACAUGAUAAGACCAGGUUCUUUUUUGGAAGUAUGACCAGAGCCUCAUUCCCUCUGUUCAAAUUCUUUCCUUGUUUUAUUAGUUUUUCUUUUUUUUUUUUUGAGACAGAGUCUCACUGUCACCCAGGCUGGAGUGCAGUGGUGCGAUCUUGGCUUGCUGCAACCUCUGCCUCCCGGGUUCAAGUGAUUCUCCUGCCUCAGCCUCCUGAGUAGCUGGGAUUACAGGCAUGCGCCACCACGCCUGGCUAAUUUUUAUAUUUUUAGUAGAGAUGGGGUUGCACCAUGUUGGCCAGGCUGGUCUCGAACUCCUGACCUCCUGGUCUGCCUGCCUUGGCCUCCUGAAGUGUUGGGAUUACAGGCGUGAGCCAUGUGCCCGGCCAGCUUAUUAGAUUUUUUUUUUAAGCUCUCUCAUUCUAUUUAGAUUCUCAAACAGUGUAAAGUUAUAAAAGAUCAUCCCUGGCAAUAUUUUAAUCAGUUAUCUUUUAAUUUAGUUGUUCUUUGUUUUUGUUGUCCUACCUUUUUUUUUCUUUUUUCUUUUUUCUUUUUUUUGAGAUGGAGUCUUGCUUUGUCAUCCAGGCUGUAGUGCAGUGGGGCGAUCUCGGCUUACUGCAAGCUCCACCUCCCAGGUUCAGACCAUUCUCCUGCCUCAGCCUCCCGAGUAGCUGGGACUACAGGCACCCGCCACCACGCCUGGCUAAUUUUUCGUAUUUUUAAUAGAGACGGGGUUUCACCGUGUUAGCCAGGAUGGUCUCGAUGUCCUGACCUCGUGAUCCGCCUGCCUCGGCCUCCCAAAGUGCUAGGAUUACAGUCGUGAGCCACCGCACCUGGCCUUUUUUUUUUCUUUUUAUGGCAGUGGUUUACUUAGAUGUUGUUGAGUAGUACAAAACUCCAACUCUUGCUUUUAUUUGCUAAUCUCAUUGUUUUGUCAGCGUAUAUGUGUUCUCUCUUUUUGUUUGUUUUUUUACUUUGUAGUUCUAAGAUUACUUAGAUAUAAUUAAUCAUAUUUUAAAUAUUUCUAGUAAAUGUAGGUACUUUGGUCUAUUUUUUUUUUUUUUAACUGAGUCUUGCUGUGUUGCCCAGGCUGGAGUGCAGUGGCGCGAUCUCGGCUCACUACAAGCCCCCACCUCCCCGGUUCACGCCAUUCUCCUACCUCAGCCUCCUGAGUAGCUGGAACUACAGGCACCUGCCACCAUGCCCAGCUAAUUUUUUGUAUUUUUAGUAGAGACGGGGUUUCACCGUGUUAGCCAGGAUAGUCUCAAUCUCCUGACCUCGUGAUCUGCCCGCCUUGGCCUCCCAAAGGGCUGGGAAUAUAGGCGUGAGCCACCGCGCCCAGCCUUUUUUUAAUUUCUUCUUCUUCUUAGAGUGACAGCUUUGUCUGCACUCCGUAAGUUUUGACGUGGUGUUUUUUGUUAUGGUAUUAAGAAUUUCCUUUUGCCCAAGUGUUAUUAUUUAAAAAUAUUUCUAAGAGGGCCGGGCGUGGUGACUCACACCUGUAAUCCCAGCACUUUGGAAGGCCGAGGUGGGUGGAUCACGAGGUCAGGAGUUUAAGACCAGCCUGGCCAACGUGGUGAAAACCCGUCUCUACUAAAAAUACAAAAAUUAGCUGGGCGCGGUGGCGGGUGCCUGUAAUCCCAGCUACACGGGAGGCUGAGGCAAGAGAAUCGCUUGAACCCGGGAGGCGGAGGUUGCAGUGAGCCAAGAUUGUGCCCCUACCCUUCAGCCUGGGUGACAGGGCAAGACUCCGUCUUGGGGAAAACAACAACAACAACAAAAACAAAAAACAGCCGGGAGCGGUGUCUCACGCCUGUAAUCCCAGCACUUUGGGAGGCCGAGACGGGCAGAUCAUGAGGUCAGGAGAUCGAAACCAUCCUGGCUAACACGGUGAAACCCUGUCUCUAUUAAAAAUACAAAAAAUUAGCCGUGCGUGGUGGCUACAGGCAGCCGUGCGCCUGUAGUCCCAGCUACUUGGGAGGCUGAGGCAGCAGAAUGGUGUGAACCCGGGAUGCAGAGCUUGCAGUGAGCCGAGGUGGCGCCACUGCACUCCAGCCUGGGCGAAAGAGCUAGACUCUGUCUCAAAAUAUAUAUAUAUAUAUAUAUAUAUAUAUAUAUAAAAUUUCUAAGUGAUGAAUGCUUAGGGUAUUGCUGCUUAUUUCUUAUUGUACUGUGGUGUCAACAUUUCUAAGUGUCCAUAGGACUUCUUUGGGCCUGAAUAUAUUAUCAGUUUUUAUAAAAGCAUUUGUGUAAUCUCAAAAUGUGUUUUUAUUCUACCAGUUCUAUUUGUUAACUCAAUUUUUUCAUUAUUUUAUUCAAAUCCAUAUUUUCUCUGACUUUCAUUUACUUUAGAGUUCUUAAUCCGGGGGUCCAUGGCCUGCCCAGGAGUCUUUAGCAUGUAGGGGUUUAGGAGUUGCAGACCCCUAGGGAUUGAACAAAGCUGGGUAUGUGCUUGAAGGAAUUUUGCUGGGACAAGGAUCUGUAGUAUUUACUAUAUUUUUAAAUGCCUCUGUGACACCAAAGCAGUUCAGAACACUCAUUUACCUGAUCUAAUCAUAGUUUGAUGUUUGUGUGUUAUAUCUUUAUGUAUUCCUGUUUCACUUUUAAUUUCUGUAUGUGUAUUGUCGCUAUGUUGUGCAGUUUUUCUCAAGUCAUUUUUGAGAAAUAGGGAGGGUAUGAAUUAUCAAUAAAUAAGUAUCAUGUU